GCAAAACAGGAACUAUCUUCUUGUUUAAAAGGACUUACUUUUUUGGAAUUCCAUCUUCUCUUCUAGCAAAAAGAUCAACUGAUCAUCUUUCCUUUAUCAAUCUUCAAAAAUACCAACUGAAUCUUUUGGGUUGAUAGUUUGUUGAUACACAAGAUCCUAAUAUUCAGUAUUUGGCAAGCUCACAUUGCAACAAAAAGCGUUUUUUGGGCUUGCAGUCUUGAGGUGUUGAAGAGAGGCUGCGACAAGGGCGAUAGGAAUCCGAAUGCGAUUCAGAUUCUUUCCUGGGUUUAUACGUACGGCAACUGGGGCUUCAAGUUCCAGUUGAGUCGCUGUGGGUCAUGCUUAACUUCAGACGAAAUCGGGGGAGCAAAGAAUGCAAUGAAGGCUUACCGGAAUUUGGAGUUAGUCGGCGACUGGUUCUUCCUUUUCCUCCUGUAGCAGUCCCACUUUUCUGUUGUUAUACUGGAGAUGGAUUUGACUAAGGGUUCAGGGAAGAGUUCAAUGCAACAAUUCCGGAAAGCUGACCCCUGGCAUCAGAAAUCGGGUACCCAAUCUAGAAGACGAGAACUGGCAGAAAGUCAAAGUCCAAAUGUUUUAAGUACUGGACAGAGUGGAAACUGCAUCUUAGAUCAGCAGCCACCUCCAACUGAAGAUAAAAGCACUGCUCCUGUAUUGCCUGCUAGUUCAGCACCAAUAUGUCGGCAAUUUUGGAAAGCUGGAAACUAUGAUGAGGGGCUCACUUCUAAAUCUGUAAUCCAAAAUGGAAGUAGUUAUUUACAUAUUCACCCCAAGUUCCUACAUUCCAAUGCCACUUCACAUAAAUGGGCCUUUGGUGCCAUAGCAGAGUUGCUUGACAAUGCUGUUGAUGAGGUACAAAAUGGGGCCACCUUGGUCAUUGUAGACAGGAUCUCAAAUCCAAAGGACGGAAAUCCAGCAUUGUUAAUUCAAGAUGAUGGUGGUGGAAUGGACCCAAAAACAAUGCGACAUUGUUUGAGUUUUGGAUUUUCAGCCAAGAAAUCGAAGUCGGCAAUUGGACAGUAUGGAAAUGGCUUCAAGACCAGCUCAAUGAGACUUGGGGCGGAUGUUAUUGUCUUCAGCCGCUGUUUGAAAGAAAGGACGUUAAUGCAAAGUAUUGGUCUUCUCUCAUAUACAUUUUUGACUCAAACCGGCCAUGACAGAAUAGUAGUUCCCAUGCUGGAUUAUGUGCGUAAUGCAACUACUGGCACUUGGGAAACCUUACAUCAGUUUGGUGAAGGACAUUUCAUGUCUAAUCUCUCGAUGCUGUUGCAGUGGUCUCCAUAUUCAACAGAAGCAGAGCUUCUGAAACAACUUGAUGCCAUUGGUAAUCAUGGAACAAGAAUCAUCAUCUAUAAUUUAUGGUUAAAGGAUGAUGGUUCAUUGGAGCUAGAUUUCAACUCAGAUCUUGAGGAUAUUUGUUUAAGUGGGGAUGCCAAACUUGAGGACAAAGGUGUAAAUCGAAUGGCAAUAAAUGAGAGUCACAUGGCAAAUCGAUACCAGUAUUCCCUUCGUGUAUAUUUGUCCAUCUUGUACUUGCAAAGACCUGAAAGUUUCAGCAUAGUUUUGCGCGGGCGAGUUGUUGAGUAUCAUAAUAUAGCUGCCGAUCUCAAAUUUCCAGAGUUCAUCUUGUACAAACCUCAAAGUGGUGGAUAUGUGGAGGGCAAAGUUGUCACAGCAAUAGGGUUUUUGAAGGAAGCCCCACAUGUUAAUAUCCAUGGAUUUAAUGUCUACCACAAGAAUCGUUUAAUACUGCCAUUUUGGAAGGUUGUGAGCUACAGUGACAGCAGAGGCAGAGGCGUUGUUGGUGUUCUGGAAGCAAACUUUAUUGAGCCUACCCACAAUAAGCAAGAUUUUGAGAAAACUUCUGUUUUUCAAAAGCUUGAGAACCGCUUGAAAGAAAUGACAUGGGACUACUGGGACACACAUUGUAGACUCCUAGGGUACCGGGUUACGAAAAAGUCUCGAGCAACAACCACCUCAGUGGAGUCAGCCAGUGGUCAACCAUCCAAUAUUAAACAGCAGCCUGUGAUGAAUAAUAAAGUUAUUCUUACUACGUUAAGGGAAGCAGAAGGUGUAGCUCUUCGGUACCCAUUGCCGGCUUCCUCCAAUUGCAUAGAAGGAAGCCCUAGAGAAUCAUUAUCCAACUCUCAAGGGAAUCAUGGACAAGUAGAGCAAUUAAAAAGGAAAGUUGCCCAUCAUAUAACAGAGCCUGAAAAUAUGAAAAGGAGGGCAGGUGGUGUUGAUGUACCUACCAAUCAGGAAAUACAGGUGGAAGAUCAGGAAGUCAAAAACCUUUUGCAAGAAAACAAGAGGCUCCGAGAACAAUGCUUGGAAAAUGAGAAGAGGGUGGAAAAACUUAAUCUCAAGGUCAAACUGCUUCGAACUGAAAUAGAAGAUGCAGAUCAGGAGUAUGCACGUCUGUUGGCUGAACUACAAUUGUUGGACAAAUCCAAGGAUGAACCCAAUGAUGCUCCGUAGGCCUCCUAAACAGUAGACAUCAAUGCUCUCGCGCUGGCUCGUGUUUGUAUCAUAUCAUGGUGGUGGUAGUAGUAGUGGUGGCGGCGGCUCCCUCAUUCUGCCAUGGCAUGAUGAGGUGUGUGUAGAAGCGGUUGUAAUUUAAAGUAACAACUUAAUUGAUACUAAAUUUUGGAAUGAAUUUAUUGUUGUUCGUUUACAUAUAACUAAAAAAUAGAUUAGAUAACACUAAAACUGCCAUCCAUUUCUAUUGCCUUUUAAUGUGCCUUUUUUCUUAUUUCUCGUUUAA
This is a messenger RNA of Diospyros lotus (date-plum), 2782 nucleotides long. RefSeq names its product protein MICRORCHIDIA 6-like. Gene Ontology annotation, molecular function: ATP hydrolysis activity. Gene Ontology annotation, cellular component: nucleus. The coding region runs from base 469 to 2496 and encodes 675 amino acids. The record is from RefSeq and is a predicted model, not a curated record. The transcript has 22 exons. NCBI's taxonomy places the organism in Eukaryota, Viridiplantae, Streptophyta, Magnoliopsida, Ericales, Ebenaceae.